CGCUCUAUCCGAGCUAAGGUCACCGCUGACAUUCCGCAGCUAACCUGCCUUUGAAGCGGAGCAAACCGAGCCAGGACCCGGUCCACAACCGAACCAAGCAUCAUGUCUCUGUCUAACAAGCUCACCCUGGACAAAGUUGACGUCAGCGGGAAGCGGGUCGUUAUGAGAGUCGACUUCAAUGUUCCCAUGAAGGAUAAGCACAUCACAAACAACCAGAGGAUAAAGGCAGCAGUUCCCAGCAUCCAGCACUGUCUGGACCACGGGGCCAAGUCCGUGGUGUUGAUGAGCCACCUGGGCCGCCCAGACGGGAACUUCAUGCCUGAGAAGUACUCUCUGGAGCCGGYCGCUGCUGAGCUCAAGACCCUUCUGGGCAGACCAAGGCCAGCCAGGACCAGAUCGACUCCUUCAGGGCGUCUCUGUCCAAACUGGGAGACGUUUACGUCAACGACGCCUUCGGGACGGCUCACAGAGCUCACAGCUCCAUGGUGGGAGUGAACCUGCCUCAGAAGGCAGCAGGUUUCCUCAUGAAGAAGGAGCUGGACUACUUCGCCAUGGCCCUGGAGAAACCCCAGAGACCCUUCCUGGCCAUCCUGGGAGGAGCGAAGGUGAAAGAUAAGAUCCAGCUGAUCAACAACAUGCUGGAUAAGGUCGACGAGAUGAUCAUCGGCGGCGGGAUGGCCUUCACCUUCCUCAAAGUCCUCAACAACAUGGAGAUCGGGAACUCUCUGUUCGACGAGGAGGGCGCCGCCAUCGUCAAAGACCUGAUGGCCAAAGCUGAGAAGAAUGGCGUGAAGAUCACGCUGCCCGUCGACUUCAUCACCGCCGACAAGUUUGACGAGCACGCCGCCACCGGCACCGCCACCGUAGCUGAGGGCAUCCCAGCCGGGUGGAUGGGUCUAGACUGUGGACCGGAGAGCUCGAAGGCCUACGCCGAGGCGGUGGGCCGGGCCAAGCAGAUCGUGUGGAACGGUCCCGUCGGCGUGUUCGAGUGGGACAACUUCGCCAAGGGGACGAAGAACCUGAUGGACAAAGUGGUGGAGGUGACCAAGUCRGGCUGCGUGACCAUCAUCGGUGGGGGCGACACUGCGACCUGUUGYGCCAAGUGGAACACAGAAGAUAAAGUCAGCCACGUCAGCACUGGAGGCGGAGCCAGUCUGGAGCUGCUAGAAGGUAAAGUCCUGCCCGGUGUCGACGCCCUCAGCAGUGUCUGAACCUCAGCAGCUGGGCUGUGUGUCGGUGUGUGUGWGAGAGAGAGAGAGUUGGGUAGCUCCUGCACUGUUCCUGUUUACUCCUGAAACAUCCCAGAAGUGACACAAACUCGCAGUUUCCCUCAUUAACGCCUUACAUCAGCUAAACUACUGGCAGUGGAAGCCCUUUGUUUUCAUUUUUGACCUUUUAAAGACAAACAGACCAAACUUUAUGAGGUUGAAGGUGAAGUUCUGUUGCUUAAACAUGAUGUUSCAGUUAUCCAGCAGACAUUAAGGCCUCUGCUUCCUGUAGGGAAAAACAUAAAUCCUCUGAGUUGGCCCCUGAAUGUGUGGUUUCUCUGCACCGCCACAAGGUUUAUACUGUAUAUGUAGAGCUAAUGUAGAAGCUGUUGUGGUGAGUUUGUAGGUGUUGCUUUUGUCUGUCAGCUCUGUUUAAUCUGAUUAUAAAAUGAUAAUAAAGCUG
Molecule: messenger RNA, 1671 nt
Organism: Austrofundulus limnaeus
Lineage: Eukaryota; Metazoa; Chordata; Actinopteri; Cyprinodontiformes; Rivulidae
Gene: pgk1
Product: phosphoglycerate kinase 1
Biological process (GO): glycolytic process; gluconeogenesis
Cellular component (GO): cytosol
Molecular function (GO): ADP binding; phosphoglycerate kinase activity; ATP binding
Source: RefSeq, a predicted model, not a curated record